AAAUCGACCACGCGUGCCUUUUCCCGCAGCAACUACGUCACUAAGUCCCGCCCCUUCCUACCGAGUAAACAGAGCAGGAAUACGUCGAUGUCGCCGCCAUAUGGGCUUUUGGGAGUGAAAAUACGCUUUGUGAUCUGAACGGAGGGGUUAACUGAGGUCUGUUGGUGCGUUUUGGUGCGUAAUCAGGAGACUUGAGGACAGACGCCUGGCACAGACUCUGGCCAUGAAGGGAGAGGCGGAAGUGAAGUCAUUUGACAGACCGUCCAUGUUAUUAUUGUUAUUUUGGUAGCCCUGCGAUGAGAAACGGGCUGCGGGGUUGCGGAGGUUCGAGACGACGACUUUCCGCAGUCUGUCCCGGUCCAGCGCCGCGUCCGAACCGGAGAGAGGAGCCUCGCUGACCGCUGGGGGGAGGGUGCGAGGACCCAGCUCCGGCUCGGCUCCUAUACUCCGAGCGAACACGCAAACGACAAAGCGACUAAACAAAAAAACAAAAAACCCGAGUCGUCAAACAUAAAGCUCGGCUGGUGUGCGGUUCGUAGCAGGGACGUGCCUCCGCAGACAUGAACGGUAUCACCAAGAGCCGCUUCGAGGUGUUUUCAAACAGCGAUGAAGCUCCCAUCAACAAGAAGCUUCCCAAAGAGCUUCUACUUAGAAUAUUCUCCUAUCUUGAUGUGGUUACACUAUGUAGGUGUGCCCAAGUAUCUAAGGCGUGGAAUGUGCUGGCCCUGGACGGCAGCAACUGGCAGAAGAUCGACCUCUUCAACUUUCAGACCGACAUCGAGGGCCGGGUGGUGGAAAACAUUUCGAAGAGAUGUGGGGGCUUCCUGAGGCAGCUGAGCCUCAGGGGCUGCCUGAGCGUGGGAGAUGCCUCAAUGAAGACAUUUGCACAGAAUUGUAGAAAUAUAGAAGUGUUGAAUUUAAAUGGCUGCACCAAGAUCACGGACAGCACCUGCCUCAGCCUCAGCAAGUUCUGCUCUCGACUCAAACACUUAGAUCUCACGUCAUGUGUGUCCAUCACCAACCACUCCCUCAAAGCUCUCAGUGAUGGCUGCAGGCUGCUGGAGAUGUUGAACUUGUCUUGGUGCGAUCAGAUCACACGAGAUGGUAUUGAGGCCCUGGCACGAGGCUGUAGUGACUUAAGAGCACUGUUCCUCAGAGGUUGCACACAGCUGGAUGAUGGAGCAUUGAAACACCUUCAGAAACACUGCCCAAAACUCACCACCAUCAACUUGCAGUCCUGCACACAAAUAACAGAUGACGGCCUGGUCAGUCUUUGCAGGGGUUGUCCCAAGUUACAGAUUCUUUGUGUGUCUGGGUGCAGUAACAUCACUGAUGCCUCUUUAACUGGACUGGGACUCAACUGUCCCAGACUUAAAAUACUAGAAGCUGCUCGAUGCUCCCAUGUUACUGAUGCUGGGUUCACUGUUCUUGCAAGAAAUUGUCAUGAGCUUGAAAAAAUGGACUUAGAAGAAUGUAUUCUGGUGACAGACAAUACCUUGGUUCAACUGUCUAUCCACUGCCCUCGCCUACAAGCAUUGUCUCUGUCACACUGCGAGCUGAUCACAGAUGAUGGUAUUAGAGCUCUGAGCAGUAGCACCUGUGGCCAAGAGCGCCUCACAGUGGUGGAGCUGGAUAACUGCCCUCUCAUCACAGACGUAACGCUGGAACACCUGAAGAGCUGCCAUCGUCUGGAGCGCAUAGAGCUCUAUGACUGUCAACAGGUCACGCGAGCUGGCAUCAAGCGCAUUCGGGCUCACCUCCCUGAGAUCAAAGUCCACGCCUACUUUGCUCCAGUGACUCCGCCUCCCUCUGUGCACGGAGGCGGACAGCGUCUGUGCCGCUGCUGUAUCAUCCUCUGACAGUGGAGAGCCAGGGGGGGGCACCUCUGUCUACAGGUCCUGCUGCUCUGAAAUCGGGGGAAAGGGGCUGGGAUAUAUGUUAAUGUUUGGGGCAGGGGGAGGGCUGGACCCACUCACUUCUCCUGAUCAAUAUAUUGACUGGUCGCCUCUGAUUUGCUGAUCAGUUGUACCUGCCCCUCCUCUCACUUCGUUACUCAGUGCUGCAGAAGCCCAAGAUUUAUGUUUUGGACAAAUCACAGAUGGAUGGACUUUCUCUGCAUAUUCUCAUUCUCACUUCAAAAACUAAAACUGACUUCCACCAUAAUGUUCUGUACACUCCAGCGACCCAAGCCUUGGGUAAAUAAGGCUAGAAGUGUAGACUAAGAAAUAGUGUCUGAAUGAAAAGAAAAAAAACUCGACAAUACAUCAUGUUCAAGCAGAAAAAUAUAAAAAUGUCUCUUUGAGGACUAUCAUCUCAACCAAUCACUCAACACCUCUACUCUGUGGUCACCCUGUGAAUUAUUCUGACCAGUAAACAACCAUCAUGUUGGACAAGGAGAGCUGAGAAAUGCAUAGACCCUCUGGAAUACUGUUAUACUGAAACCUCUGUGUGAGAGAGGGACACAGGAAAUGGACACACAACAUACUUGUGCAUCUAAAAAUACUUAUGUUGAGAUUUUGUUAUGUUUGUACAGAGAAUGUUUUGCAAUGAUAAAAGAUUACACUUAUGGUAACUCACUCACAAAAUAAGAGUGGGUAAAAAGAUUUAGUUUUAUUUUACCAUUUCUUUUCAGUGCUUAUUGUAAUUGGUGAUGCCUGUCUAUCCAGAUUGAAAGAUCAAAUGUUUUUCUUUUGGAAAUAGAAGAGAAAUGUGACGUGGAAAAAGUGGACCUAUGAUUCAGAGACUUGAUGUCAGUAAGCAUUAUGUUGAGUUUAUUUGCUACUGGGAUAGACUGGGCUCUCUGUACUGCGUGGUUCUGUUGGCUUGUAGGCCCUUAUCAAUCCUGUCAGUAGCCUGUGCACUAGCUCCUACCUGAAUACUUAAGCAUUUGUUUACAUCCUGGGAUUAGAUUAGCAUCACAAACAUGUUUACAAGAGUAGAUUUCCAGUCCCUACUUUCUUAGAGGUGACCUUAGUAAUAUCGAUGGGUGAAUUGUACCAUGAUUUUCAGUAGAGUCAAUAGAAUAAUGGGUCUGCUGCCUGCAUCUGGAUAUCAAUCAGGACUAAUUUUGGUGCAACUUUGCCUCAAAGAAAUUUUAAAAUUGGAUUCACCUAAGACAUUUAAGGUUAUGUGCAAAGGCACCUCGACAUAGUGACAAUCAUAUAACUUGAAGUAUUUAAAAUGUGUGAAUUAGGUGGUGAUUAUUGUAACAAAUACAUAGACUGCAUUGAAUAUUUCCAACCUUUCAACCUAAAGUCCUUUCAUUUUAAAUAUGUAUGCCUAAUGUCACAUGUCUUGCACAGUCGUAGGUUUAUGCUGUAUAUCAUAUUUUCUGGGAAAAUGUGAUAUGUAGGAAUUGGAGAGGCACAGACAAAGUUCAGGCAGCCGUCAGUAUUGAUUCAUCAGAGUCUGGGAAGUAGUGUCAGCUUGGAGAGAUGCACAGGGCUCUGGAAAGACAUAAAACAAUAAUAUCUAAACUAACUAAUCAGAGCAGAAAUAGUUCACCAACUGUGAUACUUGCCCUCUCUCUGACUGUUUUAACAGUUUUAUGUUUGGAAAAAAUAAAUACAUGGAAAAAAUAAACAAUAAAUGCAAAAAGAA
Molecule: messenger RNA, 3600 nt
Organism: Periophthalmus magnuspinnatus
Lineage: Eukaryota; Metazoa; Chordata; Actinopteri; Gobiiformes; Gobiidae
Gene: fbxl2
Product: F-box and leucine-rich repeat protein 2
Exons: 14
Coding region: 561-1859 (432 amino acids)
Biological process (GO): SCF-dependent proteasomal ubiquitin-dependent protein catabolic process
Cellular component (GO): SCF ubiquitin ligase complex
Molecular function (GO): protein binding
Source: RefSeq, a predicted model, not a curated record